UUUGUUUUCAAUUUUUCCAGGAGAAAAAAAAAACCAGAAGCGGAAACGAGAUCUAGCACAGACCUCUCUCGUGUUGCCGUCGCCGGAGAAGACAGCUACGAACGAAGCAAGAAGCUUCAUAAAACCCUAAAUCGAUCGAGUUUCUCAAAUUCCGUUGAAGAACAAAAACAAGAUGAACAUUUUCAGAUUAGCCGGUGAUAUGACUCACCUAGCUAGUGUUCUUGUCUUGCUUCUCAAGAUCCACACCAUCAAAUCCUGCGCCGGUGUUUCACUAAAGACUCAAGAACUCUAUGCCAUUGUCUUCGCGACUCGAUAUUUAGAUAUCUUUACGAGUUUCUAUUCAAUCUACAACACUCUUAUGAAGUUGAUAUUCUUAGGAAGUUCGUUUUCGAUAGUUUGGUACAUGAGGUACCAUAAGACUGUUCCUAGGACUUAUGAUAGGGAGCAAGAUACGUUUCGUCAUUGGUUCCUUGUGCUUCCCUGCUUACUCUUGGCUCUUUUGAUUCAUGAAAAGUUUACCUUUCUUGAGGUCCUGUGGACUUUUUCAUUGUACUUGGAGGCUGUUGCUAUACUUCCUCAGCUUGUUCUACUGCAGAGGACUAGAAAUAUCGACAACUUGACAGGACAAUACAUAUUUCUCCUCGGGGGAUACCGAGGACUCUACAUCCUCAACUGGAUCUACCGUUACUUCACUGAACCACACUUUGUUCACUGGAUAACAUGGAUCGCUGGGCUCGUUCAGACAUUGCUAUACGCUGAUUUCUUCUACUACUACUUCCAAAGCUGGAAAAACAAUAAAAAGCUGCAGCUACCAGCUUAGUCUCUAAUUUAUUUCGAUGCUUUGGGAAACAAAUUUGGUUAUAGCCCACGAGGAGUUUGGGAUUAUAGAAGAGAAAGCUUAUAUAGAAUGUGUAAACUCUUCAUCUCUCUAACUUGUUAAGUUUGUUGUACUUCUCAAAACUGUAUUUGUUCUCCUUCAAGAUUAGUAGUGGUGUAAGUUUAUUUUUAUAUAUGGAACAAUAAACAUGAUUUUGAAUGCUCUCAAAUAUAAAUAGUUAAUUUGUUGGAGUAUCCUCUUCUCAUGUA
Messenger RNA from Camelina sativa (false flax), 1086 nucleotides. Its product is annotated as ER lumen protein-retaining receptor B. NCBI's taxonomy places the organism in Eukaryota, Viridiplantae, Streptophyta, Magnoliopsida, Brassicales, Brassicaceae. Gene Ontology annotation, biological process: protein retention in ER lumen. Gene Ontology annotation, molecular function: ER lumen protein retrieval receptor activity. The record is from RefSeq and is a predicted model, not a curated record. Gene Ontology annotation, cellular component: membrane.